Messenger RNA from Mytilus californianus (California mussel), 4103 nucleotides. RefSeq names its product synaptogenesis protein syg-2-like. The record is from RefSeq and is a predicted model, not a curated record. Gene Ontology annotation, molecular function: protein binding. The coding region runs from base 870 to 2165 and encodes 431 amino acids. The transcript is spliced from 13 exons. NCBI's taxonomy places the organism in Eukaryota, Metazoa, Mollusca, Bivalvia, Mytilida, Mytilidae.
UAGCCAUCCUACUAAAUUGUCCAGUGUAGUGCAUUCGAUGGAAGGAUAAAUGUUGUGAGGAAAAUUGACCAAGGAGAAUACCUUUGUCUGUAACCAAGUAUAAUUCAAAGGAGAAGAUAGUUCCUGAAAUUAAAAUAAGAUAUAUUAUUAUCAGCAGUAAAUAAUUAAGAUGUUUGGUGUCUUAUUGUCUGUUGCGAUUAUCUGCAUAAUGAAAGGACAUGUUUCGUGUAUAAACAUUACAGCAUCACCGAAUUAUGUACAUGGCGGCACACAACUGACACUAACAUGUAACGUAGGCGUAUCAAUUGUUAACGGAACAGCAACCUUUCGCAGUAACUCUGGGGGUUUAGGCAGCAUUAAGUAUGAUAUUAACAAUUGUUACGUGAAUUCUUCUUCUACUCUCUGUUCAUCAACGUGUGCAUGUGAUGAAAAUAACAACCGAAUGAUAUGGAGAUACACACCAUCAUCUACACCAUCUUCUAACGAGACCUUCUAUUGUGAAUUUAAUGAUGAAAGUGGUUCAAUCCCUAAAAGUACAACAGUUACAGUGAAGCCGGCUGGUAUUAUUACCGGUACCAACGAUAUCACCAGUAACAUCUUCAUACAAUGUGACAAUUAGCGGAAAACUAGCCCCGAUAAGAUGCGUAGUGACGUGUUGGCCAUCUUGCAAUGUCAAAUGGAUUGGACCAAACAGUUUCUCUUAUAAUGGUGACAAUUUAACACUGGCUAAUAUUCAAAAGACACGUUCGGGACAGUAUCGAUGUCAAGCGACAAAUGUGGUAGGGGCAAAAAACAGUAAAUAUAUCACAAUUACGGUGCUGUAUGGUCCAGAUACUAUAGCCUUUUCUCCAUCUACUACAAGUUAUACAAUGACAGAAGGUGAAUCGAUCAAAUCCAUAAAAUGUUCGGCUGAUUGCGAACCAUCAUGUUACUUUGAGUGGAUAUACCCUAAUGGCACAAAACGAGUCGGUAAUAUUUUGCCACAACACAUUUUACAAAAGAAACACAAUGGUCAGUACAAGUGUAAAGCUUCCAAUGGGAUUGCAAAUAAUGAAAAAAGGAUGACAGUUACCGUAAAUUAUGCACCAGAAAACAUAAGAUUAUCACCUGCAGGUAACGAGUUUGUUGCAAAUGAAUUAAGUAACUUCAACAAUGUGACAUGCUUGGCUGAUUGUUUACCAAGUUGCGAAUACCGGUGGAUUGGCCAAACAAGUUCAAGUUGGUCAACUACAAACCGCCGGUUACAGAUAAAUAGUAUUAGAAGAACAGCAGCUGGAUCUUAUAAAUGUUCUGUACGAAACACCAUUGGCACUGAUGACUCGUCAAAUAUCAAUAUAAUAGUUUAUACUAGACCGACACAAGUAGACAAAAUAACUGUGGUUUGUACAAGUGCCACAACAGCGUCAAUUGCUUGGAUUCCAGAUAUGACAGUAGUACCUGGUGAAAACUUUACAGUAAAAUACAAAACAAACAGUGGGCGAAUGAAUUACUUUCCUUUUGAGGGAUCUUCAAACAAGGAUGACAUAUACUUGCUACAGGUGGACAAUCUUGCCCCAUCUACAAAGUAUACUUUUACAAUGGAAUCUAAAAAUGGUUUAGGACAGACUGAAUCGAAUAAAUACACAUGUACAACUACGGCUGCAUCAGAAGAUUCUGAAGUUAGUGGUGCUCUAAUAGGAGGAAUUGUAUUGAUAUCAAUAGCUCUACUGCUCAUCAUCAUAGUCAUAGCGUUGAUUGCACUACGCAAGUUUAGAAUACUCACAACUGAUCUUUCGAGUUCACCCUGUGGAUGUCCUAGUUGUAUUACGACGUGCAUCCAAAGAGUUUCAAGGUUAUCAAAUAAAGGUGAAAGUCCAUACAUGAAUACGAAACAAACACACUAUGUGAACACCACCAUCAAUGGACCCCAAGAGGGCAACGUCAAUAUGGAAGUAACAAAUGAUGAUAAUGAAAGCGAGAAGCAUUAUGAUGAACUUGUAAGAAGACCUUCGAACUCUGAUAAACCAUAUGAUAGCUUACAAAUGUCUCCAACAGGUACACAAAAUGAUCCAUCGUCACAUUAUGCUAAUUAUGAAAAUGUCAAGAAAAAUAAAAAGAAAAAAGAAAAAGUGGCACUGAAACCUCCUCCAGUGAAACAGAAGCCAAAAAAGAAGUCUAACAGUUAACCUAAAUUAACGUUCUAUACUAGUAUAAGGUGCAAUACUACUGAUUUAAUAUUGAAACCCGAGAAGAAGUAUGAAAAGAGAGCCCAAGUUAUAAAUUAAGAAAUUAUUGAGAAUCUAAAGUUCUUACUUUCUCAGGCAAAUUAUAUUUGGCUACUAUUUUACGAUCCCUUUUUGGUCAUAAAGCCCAGUAACGUUUCUCGUAUGUUUCAUCCCCGGCUUUUAAAUUUUGUUGAAGCGUUCCCGAUAAAGGUAGCUCUUUGGAACCACGAAUUUUUAUUAAGUGUUAUUCGGUGUUUAAGUCGCAUCCUACAUCGUUUUGAUUUAUUGCAUUUAGUUUCAGCAAUGAAACCACCAAGUUUGAGAAAUCGCAGAUUUAUAAAUUUUCGAAGUUUGAUUCGAAUACUUGCACAACUUUUCUUUGAGGAAAAUAACUACAGAGAAAAGAGUAAGAAUUUUAUAUCAGCAUUUAGAAUAUACAGGAACUUCACAUCUUUAAAUCAUUGCCACUUGGCCCAUAUGACUGCAAAAAUAGUAAAUUCCCAAUCCAUUUAUUUGAAUAUUUAGUACAUUUUCCUGAAAAAAAAACCAGUGAUAAUUCUCAUAUCAGAUAAAAUGAUCUGAAAUAUCUGAAUUUAUAUUGAAUUUUAAUUGAUUUUACUGAACUGCCAUAAUUAUGUAAAUAACUAUAUAUUGGGGAAUUAUUUUAAAUUUUGUUUAAAAAAAAUACAAAAUGAACAACAGUCUUACUCCUCAAAAAGGUUUCACCCCCAGCAAUAUCUUUGUAUAAGAUGCCUUAUUAUAAAGCCAAUUUUUGGGUCAAACUGUUUUUAAUUUAUUUUUGCAUUAAUGGUAAGAUCUAAAAACUAUCUUUUAAUAUGUUUGUAGAUUUCACUUUUUUAUUUUGUUUCAAUUAACUGUUAUCAACAGCCUUACAAAGAAAGAUAUACUAUUCUUUUAAGAGAACGUAUAGCAAACCUGUACUUUUUAUGCUGUUUCUCAUAUCUAUAUAGGUAUGGGAUGAUAUGAAAAUUAUAGUUCGACAGUGCUUGUAGCUUAUACAUUUUCCCUUACAUAUAACAAUGGAAGGCUGAAAGCAAAUAUGUUAGACCAAGUUUAAAUUGUUGACAUACUUAUAGUAUGGUAACUAGAUCAAGGUUAUUUAAUAUGAUUGUUUAUAAAACUAUGUAAUGUAAUUUAAGUCAAGGAUAAAAAUAUGAUCCUACAAACCAUAUCAUACUUACUGUAUACACACCUCAUAUGACAGCUGAGAAAAUUUAUAUAUUACUUGAAUAAAUAUAUAUGAACUAAGGAUCGGGGGGCAAAUCGAGUCUGGUAUAUUAUAUUCCGUGUUUCAUAAGGGGAACCGAAAAGAAAGACAUCCGUAUAUAAAAAAGUAUCUAUUGUCAAGAAUGCUGUUGAUCGAGGCUUUUUAUUUAGGCGUUUUAUACCAUUAAUUCUUUCUGGUUAGUUAAUUAACAGCUGAGAUAAGUCAUCAUUUAGAUACUGAAAAUUCCCUAAAAGGAAGUGAAUAGUUGAAUUUAAGAUAAGAAAAAAUCUCAGAAUAGAACAAUAGGAUAUAUGGAGGAAGACAUCAUUGAGAUUGAAAAAAAAACUCAUCCACGAUUCAGGCUUAUAAUUUUGCGUUUCAUCUACAAAAGACAUCAGUGACACUCGAAUAAAACAAAUAAAAAGGUAAACUAAGUACUGAGUUGAAGAGCAUUGAGGACCUAGCAUUCCUGAAGAUUUUGCCAAAUAAAACUCCUUGACUUGAAAAAAGAACAUAAACAUGUUUCUACAUGAAAGUAGUUCUAGAGAAUUGAUCGUCAGUAUGUAUUGAAUACUUUUUGUAUGCGUGCAUGUACAUAGCAAAUUGAAAGCUUUUUCACUCGAUAUUAUUGUUACGUUUUUGUGUAUUCAUUAAAAAAUUAUGAAGAAAUA